AUCCACACUAUAUAUGUUUGUUCCUCAGUUAUCUAAACUCUUCUGCAUUAAUUUUGUCCACAUUUUCCGUUUUAACACGUAAAAACACAAGAAGUGGAAAUGAGGUUUGGAAUCAGGUUUAGGUUGGCUCAACUUGUACAUCCAUAACAUUCGAAUCUUUGGAGGGAUAUGGAGUUUGAAAACUUGGUAGAAGAAAAGGAUUUUUAGGGUAGAGGUAGGUAUGACAUAUUUAUAUUCAUUGUGAUUUUGAAUCUUGUAACCGUAAUAUCUUGCUUGAAUUGUGAAAGGAGGUAAAGUGCAGAUAUAUUGUGGAGGCAGAGAAAGCAGAUUAUGCAGAAGAUGUGAAGAAGGUCGAACUUGAGGACUAUAACUGAUUAAGAAGAUAUAAUAAAAAUGGCAGAAAGUGUUGUUAGCUUCCUGGUGCAGAACUUGUCACAACUACUUGUCAGUGAAAUAAAGCUUCUUUCUGGUGUGGAAGGAAAAGUUAAGUCCUUGCAUAAUGACUUGAAGUUGAUGGAUAUCUUCUUGAGGAGCUCAGAGGGGAAGUACAAAGACGCAAUGGUGAAAGAAGUGGUGACCCAAAUAAGAGAUGUCGCCUACAGAGCAGAAGAUGUGGUGGACACAUACAUUCUCAACAUCGCCAAACACAAACGUAGAAACAAAUUGUGUCGAUUAUUCCACUUCAAAGAAAAAUUCAUUGUGCCCCAUGAAAUCGAUGCUGAGAUAGAGGAGAUCAAGAGUCGUAUCGAUGAGAUCUAUAAAAACAAGGAGAGGUAUGGCAUCAAAGAAGGUGAGUUCCAAAGCGAAGAAGCAGUUACAACAGAAUGGCGCCGCAAGAGGAGGAUUAAUGUGGAGGAAGAAGAUGUAGUGGGCUUAGUGAAUGAUUCCAACAUUGUGAUUCAACAACUCCAGAAAGAUUAUGUGCGUCUUAAUGUUGCUUCUAUAUUAGGAAUGGGAGGACUGGGUAAAACCACUCUUGCUCGUAAGAUCUUUAACAAGGACAAUGUAAAAAAGUUAUUUCCUUGUCGUGCAUGGGGUAAUGUGUCUAAUGAUUACAGACCCAAGGAGCUUUUUCUAAGUCUUCUCAGGAGUUUGAAUCUUUCUGCAUCGGAAAAUUUAAGCGAGGAGGAUCUGAAGAAGGAGGUAGCCAAAGGGUUGAAGGGGAAGAAAUAUCUGGUAGUGCUCGAUGAUAUCUGGGAAACCCGGGUAUGGGAUGACAUAAAAGGAGCCUUUCCAGAUGAGAAAAGAGGUAGCAGAAUAUUGAUCACAAGUCGUAACAAGGAUGUUGCACGCUAUUCAGGAACCACUUCUCCAUACGAUCUUCCGUUCCUGACCGAAGAUCAAAGUUGGGAACUAUUUUGUAAAAAGGUGUUUAGAGGUGAAGAGUGCCCCUCUGAUUUAGAGCUUUUGGGUAGAUCCAUUGCGAAAAGUUGUGGGGGUUUACCACUUGCGAUUGUGGUGUUAGGUGGGGUGUAUGCGAUGAAGGAGAAGUCAGAAAGAGAGUGGUCGAGAAUGAAGAAAAUGAGAUGGCAUCCUACUGAGGAUAAGAGUGAGGUGAUGGAUAUAUUGAGGUUGAGUUACGACAACUUGCCUCUAAGACUAAAGCCUUGUUUUUUAUAUUUUGGAAUGUAUCCUGAAGAUUAUGAGAUGAAUGCAAGAGAAAUGAUCCGACUGUGGGUAGCAGAAGGGUUCGUGAAACCGCAUGAAGACGCAGAGCCUGAAGUUGUAGCUGACUUUUACUUGGAUGAACUUGUGGAUCGAAGCUUAGUGCAAGUGACUCGUAGGAGGACUGAUGGGGGUGUGAAGAUAUGUCAGCUUCAUGAUCUUCUCCGUGAUCUCUGCAUAUCAGAGAGCGAAUCCAGCAAGUUUCUACAGGUUUGGAAAACGUCCAAUAUUGACACAUUGAGCGAUACCAAUCCUCGUAGGUUGUCCCUGCAGUGCCAACCGCAGUCUAAUAUCUCUGCUGUGUCAUUUCAAAAAUCAAUGUCAAGCACUCGCUCUAUGAUCAUUUUUACUGACCUAGGUAAGUCUGUGAAUGAUUUUGUGAAAAGGUUAAUGUUAGCCCGAGUUAUUGGUAGUUUUCAUCCAGCAUACUAUGUUUCCUUUUCCCACCAUUACAAGAGGAUGAUCCAUAUAAGAUACUUGAAAAUAUGUGUCAUCAGUGUUCCUGCAUGCAUAUGCAACCUUUCGAAUUUAGAAACACUAUUUGUAAUCUAUGCAAAGACAGUGUCCAGUGAAAUUUGGAAGCUGAAACGACUGAGACAUCUUCACUUAGAACGGGGAGAUGUUUUACCUAUGUUGCCUAACGGAACUAUAAUUGAGAAUCUCCGAACCCUUCAGUUGUUCCAUGGGGUUUCAGAAAUUAUUUCCUUGUUCAAGAGUGGCAUAUUUCCUAGGUUGGUAAAAUUAGGUUUAAGACCUAGGGGGCCAGUAUUUCAUAGUUUUGGUGAGGUAAUUUCACUUUCUAGUGUAGUCAACAUAAGCCAUUUUACUCUAAAAGCAUUUAACGCAGGACGUCUUCCAUCAGACACCAAUGCUUUUCCAUCAAAACUUACCAAGAUAACCUUUGAAUCGAUAGAGGGGGAUGCAAGCCCUUUGAUGAAGACACUAAGUCAACUUCCCAACCUUCAAAUUUUGAAACUGUUAGAACACUUUGGUGUACUGCUUAAUAUUGAUGUUGGCAAUGGAGAAUUUCCUAAACUUCAAGUCUUUCAUAUGAGAGGAUUGGAUCAAAUAAAGUCAUGGAAAUUAGAAGAAGGUGCAAUGCCUUGUCUUCAACUUUUGCACAUUAAAGAUUGUCCUAAUUUGUUUGAGCUUCCCCAACAACUUUGGUCGUUGAGGACCUUGCAACUUGUGCAUAUUGUGGCACCCUCCCAACAAUUGGCUACCACCCUCCAAAAUGUGAAGUUCAACAACAAUUGUAAACUCAUAUUGGAACAAAAUUGACUCCCUCCUCAUCCUAUAUUUUAACCUCUUUUGUGUUUUUAAUAUAAGUGGAGCAAUUUUAUUUGUAAUAA
Messenger RNA from Vigna unguiculata (cowpea), 3017 nucleotides. Its product is annotated as putative disease resistance RPP13-like protein 3. Gene Ontology annotation, biological process: defense response to other organism. Gene Ontology annotation, molecular function: ADP binding. NCBI's taxonomy places the organism in Eukaryota, Viridiplantae, Streptophyta, Magnoliopsida, Fabales, Fabaceae. The record is from RefSeq and is a predicted model, not a curated record.